UGCCGGACGGUGGGAGAAUAUUAAUCUCGUUGGUGUGCCGUGCGGGGCGCCGGUCAACGUGGAUGGCUUGUUGGUCCUGAUAGGUUCCUGCCCCGGCCCGUUUAGUGACCGCAUUUUUUCAAACGAUGAAGGCGACUUUGGUCCUUUUGUUGGUGGUGUGCUCCAUGGCGGUGGUGUACGGUGACCUGGUGUGUGGUACGAACUACUGCAAGACGAACCCGUGUACGUCCCCCGUGGCUAGCACUAGCUGCCGCACACCCUCUGUGUACCGCGCCAACCACGCUGGCAAGUGCGCCUGCUGCCCAGCCUGCGUCAGCUUCCUCAACGAAGGUGCAGCUUGCAAGACCUACAGCAAGGAGUUGGGAGAGACCCCCUCAGCGAUUUGUAAGGAACCUAUGAAGUGUCUUAAAGGCGUGUGUGUCAAGUACACCCCUAGGUCUUAAGUUAAGAAUAAUAGUAUCCCCACUAAUAGAUAAAACUAACAAUUAAAUUCUGCACAGAAUAA
This is a messenger RNA of Trichoplusia ni (cabbage looper), 505 nucleotides long. It is a transcript of the gene CP8, whose product is annotated as fungal protease inhibitor-1-like. The transcript has 3 exons. NCBI's taxonomy places the organism in Eukaryota, Metazoa, Arthropoda, Insecta, Lepidoptera, Noctuidae. Bases 126 to 443 code for a protein of 105 amino acids. The record is from RefSeq and is a predicted model, not a curated record. Gene Ontology annotation, molecular function: peptidase inhibitor activity. Gene Ontology annotation, biological process: negative regulation of peptidase activity.